AUGAAUUUCCUGCUGCUGCUGUUCCUCGUUUUCUUUGCCCCCUUGCUGCUGUUUGCUGCUUGGCUGGCGGCCUCAUCCUGUCUAGGGAAUCGCUUUCGCACUCGCGUGGGUGGAUUCUCGGUACGGCCGGGUCUGGACUCAUAUGGCCAGAGCUACCUCCGAACGAUGGCCAAUUCAGGGCCUGCAUUGUCCGAGCAGAUCGAGAUGGAUGACAUGCUAGCCGAGCCAGGCACGCAUCGGCAUUUUGAGGAAGAGGAUUGA
This is a messenger RNA of Penicillium argentinense, 261 nucleotides long. RefSeq lists its product as uncharacterized. The transcript has 2 exons. The record is from RefSeq and is a predicted model, not a curated record. The coding region runs from base 1 to 261 and encodes 86 amino acids. Lineage: Eukaryota; Fungi; Ascomycota; Eurotiomycetes; Eurotiales; Aspergillaceae.